Lates calcarifer (barramundi perch) is the source of this 1595-nucleotide messenger RNA. RefSeq names its product hypocretin (orexin) neuropeptide precursor (gene hcrt). The transcript is spliced from 2 exons. The coding region runs from base 918 to 1367 and encodes 149 amino acids. NCBI's taxonomy places the organism in Eukaryota, Metazoa, Chordata, Actinopteri, Centropomidae. The record is from RefSeq and is a predicted model, not a curated record. Gene Ontology annotation, biological process: feeding behavior; neuropeptide signaling pathway.
CUGUGCAGGGUUCAGAGAAUGACUGAGUGAAGUUAGUUUUUUGAUUGCCUUUAACCAGACAUCACUGGCUCUUCUGAGCAUUUUGAAAGCGGCUUUUACUGCCAACGUAAAGCAAUCAAUAGCUUUUGGAAAGCUUUAUUGAUUGCUUUUGAUGCACUGUGACGCACCAUUAAUUCUCUUGAUAUAAAAUCCUUUUUUGUAUCAAUAAGCAAGAAGUAUCCAUUUAUUUUAUCAUGAAUUAGUUUGUCUCAUUUAAGCAGUGCUUCCUGCUGUCCAUAAGAUGGCAACAAAUAAUAAGUAAAUGGCUGUGAGGAUGGAAAGAUGAAAACAGCAAUCUGGAAGUCAAUAAUUGCUUUUAAGUGAUUUUUGUUAUUCUGUUAUAUUUACUUAUGACAGUGACAGUAUCAUGUGGGAGCAGGAGUGUAACUGAGAGUUACAAAACUGUUCUUGAUGUGUCAGUAUGGCACCUUUUGUGUGAGGGAAUAAAGUACAUAGAACCUCAUUAGCACUUUUGAAUGAGCUUGUCAUUAGCUGAGAAAGGGCAUCAGGGCUUUUUCUCUAUUUGUAUGAUAUUUUUGAACUCACUGGACACAUUAGCUAAUUGACUUCUGUCCCUUGCUGCUCAUUGCAAUGGUAUGUCUUAAUAAACCUUUGGCAUGCAGCCACAAAGACAUACCUGUUGUUCGUCGAAGGUCCAGAGAAGUGCCUUGGAGAUGAUCUGCCACAGGAGACUAAUUAAUGGCAGCAAGCUUGACAGCAAAACCUCAAAUGAAGAAGGAGCAGAAACAAAAGAAUUUGUGGGGUUUGUGUCAUUUCUGUGUUUGGCCUGAAUGACGUCCACACAGGGUUGACGGCGUGCACUGCACAGAACAAUAUAAAAGACACUACUUCUUCCACUGGGGAGAUAAGAAGAUCAGAUGACUCCCCUUCACAGAGACCAAAAGAUGAUGUGGUUCCCUGCCAACUUCCAGACAGCUGCUGGGGUGGACAUGUCUAACAGGAAAGUCCUCGUGCUUGUCUUGAUGUUGCUGCUGUCUCAGCUGACUUGCGAUGCUCACAGCAUGUCUGAGUGCUGCAGACAACCCUCUCGCUCCUGCCGCCUCUAUGUGUUGCUGUGUCGCUCUGGUGGUAAGGCCUUGGGGGGACCCCUCACAGGAGAUGCAGCUGCUGGCAUCCUCACUCUAGGCAAACGGAGAGAAGAUGAGUAUCGCUUACACAGCCGACUCCACCAGCUCCUACAAGGCUCCAGGAACCAAGCAGCAGGGAUCCUGACCAUGGGGAAGAGGACUGAAGAGAGGGCUGGAGAGCAGUACAUGGACUGGAUGGCUCAGUCAGAAACUACCAUCACAACACCCCUUCCUGUUUGAAGGCAUAUUUAUACGUCAUGAUAUAAGUAAACUGGGACUUAUUUUGUGAGCGAUAUAAAUAACUUAUUUUGUGAGCAUAUAAAAUGUAUAUAUUGCUCGUGUGGAAACAUGAUUUGUUUGUGAUUUUCUUUUAUCUGUACCUUUUUGAGUGUGAUUUGCAUUUGCCUGUGAGAGAACUUUAGGGAGAUGUGUAAUAUUGUACAUACAUGUACAAUAAAAAAAAAAACC